Messenger RNA from Phytophthora nicotianae INRA-310, 339 nucleotides. RefSeq lists its product as hypothetical. The transcript has 5 exons. Lineage: Eukaryota; Oomycota; Peronosporomycetes; Peronosporales; Peronosporaceae. The coding region runs from base 1 to 339 and encodes 112 amino acids. The record is from RefSeq and is a predicted model, not a curated record.
AUGAGCGGUGUGGACGCUUACUACGUGCUUGCCUCAGGCUGCAAAAACCACCAGUCGACAAGCGUUUCCCACUUCUGCGUUGAUGGCAUGGCCGAAUACCUAGAAUUCGCGUUCCUCUACUACGUGGACCCGUCGUCAUUGGGCAGCUCAAGUAUGGCGACUCGACCGCACAGAUCACAAGUCGUAGCGAUGGAAGUUCUUGAUGCUCGUGUGGAGGAGGUCCUUGGAAAUACUACUGCUGGUGCGACAAAGCAAUUCUCGGCCAAGUGGUUUCUGUUGAAAAUGGCAAAACGUGUGCCACCUGCUCGCGUGGAAGACGACAAACAAGCGGGAGGAUAG